Molecule: messenger RNA, 777 nt
Organism: Penicillium maclennaniae
Lineage: Eukaryota; Fungi; Ascomycota; Eurotiomycetes; Eurotiales; Aspergillaceae
Product: class I SAM-dependent methyltransferase
Exons: 4
Coding region: 1-777 (258 amino acids)
Molecular function (GO): S-adenosylmethionine-dependent methyltransferase activity
Source: RefSeq, a predicted model, not a curated record
AUGACUGUUGAAGACCGCCUUCGUGGCAUCAUCAGACCAUUCCAGCUCAUCUGGUUAUCUAUCCAAUUGCAUUUCAGCGCUUUUAAAGACGCUUUACGCAAAGAUGGUCUUGCCUCACUCACACAUCCUCGUGAAACUCGAGAUGCUGCUAUAGCGGAACUCUUUGUCACACAUUCCAAUGGCUUUAUAGCUUAUGAAAAUACCACCGUUGUCCCCUCCCUUGUCCGCUCCGCUCAAGGCAGGAUUCUCGAACUCGGCCCCGGACCAGGCAACCAAAUUCAACGCUUCGAUCCAUCCUUUGUAGACUUCAUCUACGCCGUUGAUCCUAAUCCCUACUACAGAGACGCAAUUGCCGCAAAGCUCAAGAAGCUUGAUCUACAAGAUAGAUACAAGCUUUUGGCGUGUGGCGUUGAGGACAGUGACAUUCUGGCGAUGGAAGGAAUUACGGAUGGAAGUAUGGAUACUGUGCUAAGUAUUCAGGUAUUGUGCUCAGUGAGAGAUUUGAAAAGUGUGAUGAGGGCGGUGUGGAAGUUGUUGAAACCCGGAGGGAGCUUUAUAUUCUGGGAGCACGAAAAGAACAAGGAUACUGCUACGGCUAUCACGCAAGCUUGCUUGAAUCCUGCUUGGAGCGCACUCGUUGGGUGCUGCUUGAAUCGGAAUAUCAAGACAAAUAUUCUUGCUGCUGGGGAGUGGGAGAACCCGGGUGAUAUUGAGGUGGCCGAUGACCCCUAUAGUUGCUUGCCAAGGAUUUGGGGUGUGCUGAAGAAGAAAGCUUGA